Messenger RNA from Gadus chalcogrammus (walleye pollock), 7627 nucleotides. RefSeq names its product solute carrier family 39, member 11 (gene slc39a11). The record is from RefSeq and is a predicted model, not a curated record. Gene Ontology annotation, cellular component: membrane. Gene Ontology annotation, biological process: zinc ion transmembrane transport. NCBI's taxonomy places the organism in Eukaryota, Metazoa, Chordata, Actinopteri, Gadiformes, Gadidae. The transcript has 10 exons. Gene Ontology annotation, molecular function: zinc ion transmembrane transporter activity. The coding region runs from base 94 to 1116 and encodes 340 amino acids.
AAAUACAUAAGAUUUGAGAGGGGCCAGUGGAACAAGCUGUAAGUAGACCUGCAUGAAGACAUUUGAGCGAAAUAAACUGCGAAAAGCGGCACCAUGCUGCCAGGCUACAGCCCUGUCACUCAGGCCUUCCUGGGCACUCUGUUCACCUGGGCCCUGACGGCUGCUGGCGCCGCCCUCGUCUUCAUCUUCUCCAGCAGACAGAAACGCAUUUUGGAUGGCAGUUUAGGCUUCGCAGCUGGGGUGAUGCUGGCUGCUUCCUAUUGGUCGUUGCUGGCUCCGGCGAUCGGCAUGGCAGAGGAUUCUGGGAAAUACGGUGCCUUCGCCUUCGUGCCUGUGGCCGUGGGUUUCACUCUGGGGGCGGCGUUCGUGUACCUCGCUGACCUCGUCAUGCCAAUGCUGGGGUUAGGAGUGGACCCUCAGGUGGCUCUAGCGCUGCCUCCUGACAAGCCUUUGAAGGAGAAGUCGGAGGACCCAUCGUCCUUCCAAUUCUCGGGCCCUGAGGAGAUGACCAUCCGGAUAGGUAGAGGAGGACCCCAUGCAGACAAGAUCGAGAACGGGGAGGUGCACCAGAGGAGGAGAGGCAGCUUCCACGGGCCCGAGGCCCAGGACGCGGACAACAGACAGGAACAGGAAGAGAUGGUGCGCAGAGGGAGCAGCUGGAGACGGAUCAUGCUUCUUAUCCUGGCCAUCACCAUCCACAACAUCCCAGAGGGCCUGGCUGUAGGUGUAGCAUUCGGUGCCAUAGGGAAGACCCCGUCUGCCACUUUUGAGAGCGCCAGGAACCUGGCCAUCGGAAUUGGCAUUCAGAACUUUCCAGAAGGGUUGGCGGUGAGCUUGCCUCUCCGCGGGGCUGGGAUGUCGACAUGGGGAGCCUUCUGGUACGGCCAGCUGAGUGGAAUGGUGGAGCCGGUGGCGGGGUUGCUAGGGGCCGUUGCCGUGGUGCUGGCGGAGCCCCUGUUGCCGUACGCGCUGGCGUUUGCCGCGGGGGCCAUGGUGUACGUGGUGGUGGAUGACAUCAUACCGGAGGCUCAAGUCAGUGGAAACGGGAAACUAGCAUCGUGGACGUCGAUUCUGGGCUUCGUGGUGAUGAUGUCACUGGACGUGGGGUUGGGAUGAUUGUAACCAAGGCGACGACAAAUCCAACGUCAAAAUCCAGAUCGCUCACAAACUAAGGAAGGGACCAAAUAUUCCAGUCUUCUCAGUGCAAAUAAGGGCUCUACAUGUGCAUUCAUUCUUUUGUUGGAUUGAUCAGAGGUUAUUUUUUAAGUUGGUUUGAGCUUUUUACGUUUUUACUCUCAUUUCACCCAGGUUGAUUGCUAUGACCGUGUCCAUAUUAUCCCAUGCAGCUCCGAAUGAACAAAUACUUGAAGGGCAAUGUGUUUCAUUUCUUUAAUUUCUUCCACUGUGACCAGUGUAUGAAGUUGUGCUUUCUCAUGUCCGUUUCUGUGUUGUUUGGGAAUAGUCUGGGGAUGAGUUUAGGUUAUUUUAAGUUGUCCUUAGUCGUCCAUUUUUAAUCUUGCUGGAUCGUCCAUGCAAUGAAACGGAUGCAAUGCUGUUUACAGUCACAGAAGAUGAAGAGAUUAAUAACUUGUUUAUUAAAAGUGAUUUAAUUUAAUGUAAUUGCCAUUGGUGUCAAAGUGUAGGGGAGAAUAGUUGUUUUAUGCCUCAAAAAAUGACUUGUAAUAAAAUGUGACAACUAAUCUCAUCUACGUUUUUCUCUGACCAAAUGCUGACAAAGAAAUUACCAAGAAAAAAACAUCAACCAUAUAUUGCCCGUUUUUAUUUCUUAUUUAUUUUCAGUAAGGCACUAUCAAGGGCUGCUAUGUGAAUGUCAGCCCACUCCCACGCCGCUGACUAUUCCGGUAACUCCCCUUUGGUUAGCAGAGGGCUAAACAUAACGUAACAUACAAAUCUAAAUCGUACACCCAUGCGUUUCUAAUUUAGCACGGUGUCUCAGCGUUCCUGCUCUUGUCGUUAUUUAAAUAUUUCACUUCGGGUUGUAUUAAGUGGAGGCAGGCCGCAGAGUGCCUGAAGCCUUCUUAUCAUCCCUCAAUCAGUCAUCCAGCCUUCAUUAAAGCGGUGCGUUGUGAUGGCUGCGGUGUGCAGGACUGUGUGUUGGAAGUUGGAGGCAGUCUCUCAUUGAGAUCCAUCAGGGAUAGGAUUGAUCAAUUCAUCAAGGCCCUCAAAGCUGAACGGCAUAACGGGACAGAGCCAUGAAUCCCCAUUGGUUGUUUUAUCAUGAGUGUGGAAAUACAAGUAUGACAUGGAUACAGUAUAGAGUAACGAAAUAUACAUUGUGUUUAAUAUCAGAUGUUUGGCAUGCACAAUAGUUGUGUUGUAUUCGAUUAUUCAGUACAUUAUCCACACGUUGUAAUGCGUAGCUUUUGGGCCAACUCGUGAUAGAACAUAAGGAUUUUCUAGGCUGUACAUCGCUCUCUGUGUCCAAGGAGCAGAUUUUCCUGGUAAUUCUCUCUUUGAAACAAGGGGGAAUUACUGGCUUAAAAACUCAGUUGAUGGCAAAUGUGUGCAUCUUUUUCUUGUUUCGUGGCAUUGAGUAUAGUAAUGAUAACACUUUGGUCCUAAGUUAUCAUAAGCAUGUCUUUAAAGAGCAGGUAGUUAUGCCUCUGCUCAAAGAUGCCCACAGGUUAGGUGGUCGACAUUUGUGGAACCUAUAACACGACGCAUCAAACAAUGUCUUUUUUUCUAUUGUAACACAUUUACCGUUUCAACUCUUCACACACAUCACACAGGGUUGACGUCCUUCUAAACAUCCUUUCUCUCGCUCUCUCACACACACACGCAUGCAUAUGAGAAAGAAAGCACGAGAAAGCGGUGCACAGAAUUGCAGAGAGCUCGACCCAUUUAAUGUAAGUCUAGAACCAGCUGCACAUCUAACAUCGACAAAGAUGACGAAUAUGCCAUAAAGUACAAAACAGAAAAGCGAAACAAAACUAAAAAUUCUUCAUAACCUCAACAAAAAGCUAAAAACUAAAACAUGGCUCAAAAAACUGUAAAGAGCAAAAAUAAAAACAAAGAAAACUAAGGCAUAUCCUGAUGCGUUUAAGAAGUGCUUCUAACAGGGGCACCAUGUUGACGAGCGGCCGUCAGCGAGCUAUAGGAUCAUGACGGGCAUGUUCCUGUACUCCAGGUAGUCGAUGAGUCUCCGGGGCAUCGCCAGCUGGUCCACGCACUGGAUCCGGUCGGCCUUCUUUAGCUGUCCCCGGAUGGCCAGUCGACACUGGGAGGCCAGAGACUUGGGAGUUCCUACGAGGGGGAGGGAGAGAAAGUGAUCGACGGAUGAUUACAAAUCCAAAGUCGAGCCCUUGAUUACAAAUCUGAUAGUGCUUUACAUUCAAUUUGCAUAGUUCGUCACGCCUCUAAAAGGGGCAAGGAGAAACUCCCCAGAUCGAAAAGGUAAUGAAACCGUGAGAAGGAACGCUGACACAAUGGCAUAGUGGUUAGCACACCUUCAUUGAAAGAUAAGGUCCUUUGUUCAAACCCCUGGGAGCAGGGGGGAGUUUGUAUACAUGUUCACCCCAUGUUAACGUGGGUUUUCCUCCCACCUUAAAAAAGAGAUUCAUGUUAGGUAAAUACUGCUGCCGAUGCCCUUGACCUAGGCAGUAGUCCUGGGGUUGGUCCCCAGGCGCUCGACUGUGUAGCUGCCCUCAUAGUGAUGCAUCUAAAAUAUUAUAAAGGUAGAGGGAUCCUUCCUCUCAGGGAUGGUUACUAUUGCUGAUUCAUUUAGAAAUACUUGCUAAAUGGGUCAGACAUUGAAUGUUAUGAGCAUAAAACUAGGUAAUAAAACAAAGGUUAAGUAAGAAUAAGUGAUAAGGGAAAAGUAGAUGCGUUUGAAGUAACCCUUUGUAAAAUACCUCACCUGACAUUCCCUAUCAUUGGAUUACAUUAAUUGCUGCCUCUACAUUUUGAUUUGUCCUUUUAAAAGUGUCAGCAAAUGUUGCCUUUCCACCACCAACUCCCGUAUUGUUGAGUUUUUCCUGCGAUUUAAUCUCUGCGGUCCAAGUCAGGUGAUUAACUAUGUAGAACAUAAACGUUGUGUGAACUGCUAACAAAAGAUCUUCACUGUUUGCCCACUGAGGAAAUGAAACUGCCAUGAAUGGGGUGUGUGCGAUCAGCUGAUAUGGCAACAACAACACAAAAAAAAACGGGGAGGGGAAAGUUAAGAAUUCCCCUGGCAGAAACGAGAGCUGCAGAUGUCGUUUAAGGCCGCUGGAUCAGCAAUAGCAGGUAAUAAAGAUAAUACUACUACGGGAUAAGAUGAUAGCAAAGCUACACCCGGUCGGAUGAGCGCAUUACCUUGACACAAUCAACACAUGACUAUGAUUGUGUCGGUGUGAUGAAAUCCAAUGAAAGCCCAACACAGAGCCAGUCUCUGUGUCUGCACUAGGAGUCUGCGAGACCAGUUUAGACUUUUUUUCAGCUAACUUUGCGCACAGAAGACGGGGCCUCACCUCUCUCCCGCAGCAGCAGCUCCACCGCCUCGUUCUGCUUGGUGGACUUCUCGAUGAUCAGCGUGGGCAGGUACACGUUGGCGCCGAAGUCGAUGAGCAGCCUCACGUACUCCACGCCGCAGCCGUGCCGCAGGCACAUCUCCAGCACCGUCUUGGGCUGCUUGAUGCGGCUCAGCAGCCCGCCGUCGGUGCAGUUAUAGUCCGGGUCGGCGCCGAACGCCAGCAGCACCUUGAAGCACUCCAUGUGUCCGUACACGGCCGACAGGUAGAGCGGCCCGCUGGACACGCUCGCCCCCGAGCUCCACAGCAGCACCUUGGAGCGCGAGUUGACCUCGGCGCCGUGGCACAGCAGCUCGCGCAGGACCACGGCGUCGCCCUCCCGGGCGGCGGUCAGCACCGGCGAGCAGUUGUUGGCCAUGCUGCCGUUGGGGUCGGCGCCGGCCUUGAGCAGCGCAAGCACGCACUCCAGGUACUUGCCGCACACGGCCGUGAAGAGCGGCGUCUGCGCCUUGACGUCCACGCAGUCGACGUGGGCGCUGUGGGCCAGCAGCACCUGCAGGCAGCGCAGGUGGCCCUUGGAGGCGGCCAUGCGGAGAGGCGUGCCGGCGAUGCCCCAGCCGCCGCGGCAGUUGAUGACCCUCUUGUAGAUCUCUUGGCUGAGCAUCUCGUCGAGGAGCAGGGCAUCGUCUUGGGCGACGGCCUGGCGAAGCUGCUGGAUCUCACGGCUGCUCUCUUCCUCCACAGAGGUCUUGAGUCGGAGCAUAGGACCACCUGCGUUUGCGAGGCAGAUGCAGUGAGGGCAUGAGCAGGACGUUUUACAUCCCGGGAAUCCCGUAUGGGUGGAUUAGCCGAGAAGUUAAUAAAUAAUUAUGGAAAUAAUCACAUUUGAUUUAAAAAAAAAAUAAAAAUAUUUAGCGAUUCAUCAUUUCACAGAGGUUUAUAUUUGAAUUGAACCGCAACGUUAACCAUCAAAUGUUUGAUCAAAAUUACAAAAUGAUUGUUCAUUAACAAUUACAGAUUUGAAUACUUUUCUGUUGAUCGACUUGUUGCAGCGGUACAUUGGAUCACAUUAGUUCAGAUCAACUGAAUGGGUUGGUUACCGAUGCUUAAGAAUCUCACACAACCUCACAGAGACAUCACAGGCCGAGAGGGCAUUAUCAUUCUUUAGUCCACAACACAUAAAAGUUGAGAUUAAAAAUUAAGAACGUGACAGUGAUUUCCUAAACACUCCUUAAUCAUUAUUAUAUAUUAUAUUUUAUUGUAUGCAUAAUGCAAAUAGUAUAUACAUAUUAGAGCUCUCAAAGCACUUUUCAAAUGGAUAAAUAUACUAUGCCAUGGAUGACUUGCAAUGUUCCAGUCGGCUAUAAUGUUUUCCUUCAUUCUGUUUGGGAACGGGUUGGACCUAACCUUCAUAUCCGUCCCUCGAUUGUUAUGAGGCAUGCAAUUAUUGUCAUUUAAAUCAUUUUCUUGAUCAGGUUUCUGUGAUCGUCCGUUCUGAUUAAUGACCCCAGUAGAAAGAAAAGGAUUUGGGCUCAACUAAAAGGACGUUAGUUUCAUGCGGAAAACAGCCUGGUGUGAGGCUUUUUGAAUACAGCUUUUGUAUUCUCCUUCCAGUUUAAGGGCCUCGUCUACAAUCAAUCACCAACCACACUUUGGUUUUACUAAUGUUCAUAUGCAGUAAGUUACCCUCAGUGUCCUUCCUAUAAAUAAAACGGCGCCAGGUAAUAGUUAGCGACAAGACCCCUUACGAUGUAUAAAGUAAACAAAAAUAAAUAUAAAUGUUCCCUGGGGGGGCAGUUUUGUUAUCAGCAUGAUCCAGGCAUCCCUAUUCACUUUGUCAUACUGAGGCCUGGAGAUAAUGUAAUGCCAUCACCCGGGCGAUGGUGAAACUAUACAUUUAGAUUAACAUUAGUUAAUCGCCAUACGGUGCGGAUUGGGGAACACCAAAACAACAAGCAGUAACAUCAAACCAUACACACUGUGUCAUAUCACACGGUGACACCGUUUGUAUUCACGAAUAAUAACUUGCUUGCAAAUCGCCUGCUUGCUUGCGAUCUGCAGACACUUCUGAAUACCUCUUGGAUGUAUGUCAUCGACGUCCAAAAUACAAUCCGAGAUUAUUUACAGUAGGCCCGAUCGGUAUACCGAGAUGAGGAUGUGGGGAUGACCAAAAAGAACACGUUGACCAUUAAAAAAACAAAAACAAACCGAUCACACAUCGAGAGUAGUCAAAACGUCGCGUCGGUUUUGGGGAGUAAACAUAAUAUCGAUUAAAACUAGGGAUGCAUAUGAUUGUGUUUGUGUUUACCUCGGGAGAUGUCGGUGUCAGCUGUCCCAGCGCCCCAUAGCUCUGCAGAUUACUGUACGAUGACGCGUCUCUUCUUCUAGCACCCCACUACUGUAGUGACCAUGGGACCGUUACUGCCAUCUAGAGGCAUGCUCUCUAAGUUCUUCAAAUAAUUACAUAUUUAGUAAAUAAUUACAUUUGUUCACGUGUAAUUUGAAUUUCACAUCCCUGCACGUAGACUACAAUAUUUCUGUUACAUUAUUCAUAGUGCAAUUAUUUAAAAUAGCAUUGAAGAAGGUUCAGUUUCAUCUUUCGUUUCUCAGAUCAUAAAGAUUAGUUUUCCAUUAUGUUCUCAAAGACAGGUAGUUAGUUUAUUUUUGAAUUAAGUAAAUACAGCAGCUACCUUAAAUAACAAACAAUCAAUAAAGCAUAAGUGUAUCACUUGGUAAUAGGAGUGAUUCCACUCUAGGGCUUUAUACUGUGGUUAUUAUGCUCCAUAUGUACACAAGGGGGCAGCAAUCGUCCAUGAAAUGUACCAACUACCUUUACCUUAGCCUACCUCGAAGCUGUCGCUGCUCAUGUUUCAUUGAAUUGGGAUGCGGUGCUGUUGUGACUUGGCUGCAAACAUUAAUAUAGAUCAAACACGUCCCAUUAACAAAUUCAUGCUACAGUUGAUGAUCCUCCCUGCUUUUAUCUGUUGGAUGAAUCCGUUAAGAUAGUGUCCUCAAGAGUACACACACACACACACACACACACACACACACACACACACACACACACACACACACACACACACACACACACACACACACACACACACACACACACACACACACACACACACACACACACACACACACAAUAACAAUAG